Molecule: messenger RNA, 1257 nt
Organism: Pieris macdunnoughi
Lineage: Eukaryota; Metazoa; Arthropoda; Insecta; Lepidoptera; Pieridae
Source: the annotation of a GenBank genome assembly
AUGGCUGCAGAAAUUAAGCCUGCUCCAAGAACACCUAAUGAUAGGUUUUCUACUACAAAAAAACCAGCUCUACUUAGCAAAUUAGAAGGUUGUACUGACGAUGUUAACGCUGCUGUUGUGAUACCUGGUGAGGACGGAGUAAUUAGCGUUUGCGAUGAUAAGACUGUACGAGUAUGGUUGAAAAGGGACUCUGGCCAAUAUUGGCCAAGUAUAUGUCAGUAUAUGCCAUCUGGAUGUACUUCAAUGUUUUACACUCCGGAGACAAGGCAACUUUUUAUUGGACAAGAAAAUGGUACCAUUUCAGAGUUCACCUUGGCCUCCGACUGUAAUAGAAUAAACCCUACACGCGAAUAUCUAGCACACACGGCUCGUGUGACUGCCGUAGUAUUUUCAUUGAGCUGUGAAUGGGUCUUAUCUGUAAGUAGGGACAAAAUGUUCUCCUACCACUGUAGUGAAACAGGUAGAAGAAUUGGUGGUUACUCCUUUGAAGCAUGGUGUACAGCCUUACAAUUUGAUUCCCAAUCAAAAUAUGCAUUUGUUGGAGACUAUAGUGGACAAAUAACUAUGUUAAAAUUAGACAAUAAUGGAGCAACAUUAGUCACAACAUUAAAAGGGCAUACUGGUUCUGUUAGAGUGUUGAAUUGGGCGGCAAUACCACAACUCCUGUUUAGUGGUUCCUUUGAUCAAACUGUAAUUGUAUGGGAUAUAGGAGGUCAAAAGGGAACAGCUUAUGAACUUCAAGGGCACAGCAACAAGGUGACAGGGUUAUGGUAUGUUGGAGGCUGUCAGAGGCUGCUCUCGAGUGGGGAGGAUGGGGCGUUGGGCGUUUGGGAAAUGGGCGUUCCUCGCAAGGAAACACCGGCGUGGCGUGAAAGUGAUAUUUGUCAGCUAUGCCGAGCACCCUUCAUAUGGAAUGUGAGGGCUAUGAUGGAGAAGAAGCAGCUUGGUCUUCGUCAACAUCACUGUCGUUGGUGUGGGGCGGCAGUUUGUGGGGCGUGUUCCCCUCAUCGUUUGCCGUUACCCAUAAUGGGCUUUGAAUUCCCGCAGCGCGUCUGCACUGGCUGCUACGACACGCUUCGACAUGAGCCCCGCGAAUCCCUAGCGUCAUUCCACGAUAUGAAGCACGCGGUGGCGUCCCUCUACAUGGACGAAGCCACAGGUCGAAUGUGCACAGCUGGCAAGGAUAGGGUUAUAAAGGUUUGGGAUAUUAGCGUGCUGGUAGCGCCUGCUCCGAAGCCCGGAACGAGCGACCAAUAA